AUGAGAAGUCGAACAUCUCAACGUACCAGAACAAGUAUCAGUAAUGAUAUUUCCAACGGUCCAGUUUGCGAUCACGGUUUGAGUAAUGGUAACGGGGAUGAACCGAUGGAUGCAGUUAAGAUGGAACACAAGUCUGAAAUUAAGGUUAAUGGUACACCUCGUUCGUUGAAGCAACAGAAGAAAGAUAUGAUGGAUAUGAUUUUAAAGGAUCGGUUGAAAGCGCUUAAUGACAGCAUCGAUAAAAGUGAUUCGAUCAGUAACGAUGCUGAAUCAACGACACAACUCAUUGAGAAUGCUAGUACCUCGAAAGAUGGUACAGUCCAACAAAAUGCGAGCGAAGCAGGUGACCAUAGUGCAAGGAGAGGUGAAAGUUUGGCUGUGUUACUGAGCCAAGGUUUGACGAGUGGAGAUGCGGAGAAAAUAGACAGCGUUCUGAGUAGAAGUGAUCCGCAAACUAUAUCGGCCACACUGAACGAGUUGCCAGUCACGCAAAUUCUGCCACUCCUGAAACAAAUCGAAUUUCGUUUCAGAAAUCGAAAAACACUCGAUGUUCGUUGUUGGGCUCGUUGGAUGCAGUGCACAAUCUCAAUGCAUGCGCCAUAUCUUUCUACGAUUGGCUCACUGGAAAGUGAAUUAGGCACGUUGUAUAAUUGGAUGAGGAAUCGAUCCGCAAACAUUUCCAGCUUAUAUAACCUUCACGGAAAGUUCACGCUACUUUUGGAGCAAAUCGAACGUCGUGCCAAUCCAAAAUUCUUUAUUUUCAAUCAACCAACAGUGUUGUUCAACGGGAUGAAACUUCAGAAGAAGCAAUGA
This is a messenger RNA of Anisakis simplex (herring worm), 813 nucleotides long. The record is from the annotation of a GenBank genome assembly. Lineage: Eukaryota; Metazoa; Nematoda; Chromadorea; Rhabditida; Anisakidae.